AUGGCGUCUCCUACCACGACGCCCGCCCCCAAACUCACUCCCUCCUUCUGCUUCAACAGGACCGCUCUUCAAGGUAUGCUUCUCAGAGAUACUCUUAUUCCCCGGCUUCUAACACCCCUCCCUCANGACUUUCUUCGCCUAUCCCGCAGCGCCGUCGACGACACAAUCUCCCAAAACCUAAACGCUUUACUGUCACCGAGUCAAGAUAAAUGGGACCCGCACAGUACAUCGCAUACCGUCUCUCGCCCCACAGGCAAACGCGCCAUUCCCGCACCUGCAUGCACAUCCUUCAAGCAAAAUGUCCUGUUCCCUUCAUGGCAAGCCCGCAGCGAUGUCCUCGCAUACUGUGGUGGCGUUGCGACUUCUCCGGACCCUGACGAUCCAGAUCACAUGCUGAGAGAGGUCGAAGAUGCAAAGGCGAGAGAAAGAGUCGUGAAUGAGAGAUUGGAUCCGUAUAGUGGUCGCUAUUUCCCGAGGGAAGUAAGGACCGAAGCUUUGGCGGCACUUGUGCGGAGUGAGUUGAUGGUUGAGAGUAUCGUGCGCUCCCGGACUUGGGGCAUGGUCAGGGAAAGGUGCUCUGAUGAUGAAUACGAUGGUGAGAAGGCGCUCGACAAGUGGCGGCAACAAACCACUCCUGCAUUCCUAUAA
Molecule: messenger RNA, 648 nt
Organism: Aureobasidium uvarum
Lineage: Eukaryota; Fungi; Ascomycota; Dothideomycetes; Dothideales; Saccotheciaceae
Source: the annotation of a GenBank genome assembly